This is a messenger RNA of Penicillium arizonense, 1053 nucleotides long. Its product is annotated as putative adenosine deaminase. The transcript has 5 exons. Lineage: Eukaryota; Fungi; Ascomycota; Eurotiomycetes; Eurotiales; Aspergillaceae. Gene Ontology annotation, biological process: inosine biosynthetic process; adenosine catabolic process. The record is from RefSeq and is a predicted model, not a curated record. Gene Ontology annotation, molecular function: adenosine deaminase activity. The coding region runs from base 1 to 1053 and encodes 350 amino acids.
AUGGACAUCUCAAAGCCAGUUGACGAGAGUUUCGUUAAAGCACUGCCAAAGAUCGAGCUCCACGCUCAUCUCAGCGGCAGCAUCAGUCGUCAAUGUCUGCACGAGUUAUGGAAGCAGAAGAAGGCCUCUGACCCUGACUUCGAUGUGGAAGACCCCUUAGUUCUCAUGCCUCUGGGAAAGGUGGAUUAUGACCUGAAGACCUUCUUCUCAACCUUCUCCAAGUUGACCUACCAGAUCUGCAAUGACCUGAAGAGCCUAGUAUACGCCACCAACUCAGUGCUCCAAGACUUCCUAGACGAUGGAGUCGUGUAUCUCGAGCUGCGGACCAUCCCACGGGCGUCCCCUGGUAUAACCCGAGAUGAAUACCUCAACACAGUCCUAACAACAAUCGAAAAUUUCAGAACCAAAACCACGCAAAUGUCCGUGUCUCUAAUCCUAGCCAUAGACCGUGGCAGCAUGAAUGCAGCCGAAGCAGACAAGAUCGUCGAUCUCGCAAUCGCAAACAAGCCGCGCGGGGUCGUCGGCGUGGACAUAUGCGGCAACCCAACAAAAGGCGACGUCAGCAUCUACAGGGAUGCUUUCUCGCGAGCGAAAUCCAACGGGUUGGGCAUCACAUUGCACUUUGCCGAGACAGUCGCCUCGGCCUCCCAUGUUGAGCUGGCGACGAUGCUUUCGUUCAUGCCUGAUCGGCUCGGGCAUGUUAUCCAUGUGCCUGAUGAGUUCAAGCAGGAGAUUUCUCGGCGGAAGCUCGGUCUUGAACUGUGCAUUUCAUGCAAUGUUCAUGCGAAGAUGAUUAGUGGUGGUUAUUUGGAUCAUCAUUUUGGGUACUGGCGGCAUGAGGACUGCCCGAUCGCGUUGUGUACCGAUGAUGUGGGCUUUUUCUGUAGCCCUGUCUCGAAUGAGUACCUUCUAGCCGCGCAGCAUUUUGGCUUGAACCGUGAGGCCCUCCUGCAGAUCUGUUACAAGGCUACAGAGGCCAUUUUUGGCAGUGAAGCUGAGAAAGAAAGAAUUGCUCGGAUGCUGGAUUUGUUUAAGGUGGAUAUGAUGCCAUGA